AUGCCACCCCCCAAAAAGAAACCCGAGACAGAGGAAGAGAAGCAGAAGCGAGAGAAAAGUAUUCAGGCUGCGAAAAACUAUCGCUUGCUCAAGAAACAACAGGUUGCUGACCAGGAAAAGAAGGUCGACGAGCUUAUGAAAGAGAAUAAACGUUUACUCGAUGAGGUUGGUAGAAUCGGGAUGGGGGUUAGGACUAGGACUUGUCUGCUUGUACGACAUGUGUGUUAUUGUACAAAUACAUGAGCAUGAGAUAAUGAAUGGUUAUACCCGAACAGGUGUGACGCUUUAAGUAUAAAUUCACUUUACAACCACAUAUAUUCCCUGCAAGAGUGUAGCUCUUUCAAGUUUACAAACAGAGAGAUAAACCAUUAUUGAGUUCCG
This is a messenger RNA of Sphaeroforma arctica JP610, 381 nucleotides long. RefSeq lists its product as hypothetical. The record is from RefSeq and is a predicted model, not a curated record. Bases 1 to 243 code for a protein of 80 amino acids. The transcript has a single exon. NCBI's taxonomy places the organism in Eukaryota, Ichthyosporea, Ichthyophonida. Gene Ontology annotation, biological process: regulation of DNA-templated transcription. Gene Ontology annotation, molecular function: DNA-binding transcription factor activity.